Phycomyces blakesleeanus NRRL 1555(-) is the source of this 150-nucleotide messenger RNA. RefSeq names its product C2H2-type zinc finger transcription factor. The transcript has a single exon. Gene Ontology annotation, molecular function: RNA polymerase II cis-regulatory region sequence-specific DNA binding; DNA-binding transcription factor activity, RNA polymerase II-specific. Lineage: Eukaryota; Fungi; Mucoromycota; Mucoromycetes; Mucorales; Phycomycetaceae. The annotation marks the transcript as partial. Gene Ontology annotation, cellular component: nucleus. The record is from RefSeq and is a predicted model, not a curated record. Gene Ontology annotation, biological process: regulation of transcription by RNA polymerase II.
CCGUUUCCUUGCUUACAUAUGUUAUGUACUAAGAUUUUUAAGCGUAACCAUGACCUUACUAGACACUCGCGUGUACACACCAAAGAGAGACCCCAUCAUUGUCCUGAAUGCAAAAAGUCAUUUUCCAGAUCUGAUACGUUAAAUACACAU